Messenger RNA from Epinephelus moara (kelp grouper), 4851 nucleotides. RefSeq names its product SPHK1 interactor, AKAP domain containing (gene sphkap). Gene Ontology annotation, molecular function: protein kinase A binding. Gene Ontology annotation, cellular component: cytoplasm. The record is from RefSeq and is a predicted model, not a curated record. Bases 288 to 4850 code for a protein of 1520 amino acids. The transcript is spliced from 11 exons. Lineage: Eukaryota; Metazoa; Chordata; Actinopteri; Perciformes; Serranidae.
UCCUGCGCCUGCACUCGGCACUUGGCGGAGAGACGCGCAGGGCAGGCAGUGGUGUACUGCUGCUGCUGCUGCUGCUGCUGAUACCGCGGGGCUCACUUCAUCACAGUCCUCCUCCAGUCACGCUGAAGCAGUCUGGGAUUCCUUUAGUGCUCGGUCGGGGAUGCGCAUCUGGACCUGAGAGUGUCCCGGGGACAAUUACGCGUCGAGGCGCUCUGCUGUACCUCUCCCUGCCCCCACAGAGGAAAUAAUCACACCGGGUUGAGGACAGUUUGGCUAUUUUUCACAGAAUGGCAGGCGCAGAGUGCCUUCUGAAAACGCCGAGUAACUUCCAGUCGUCUGCCAUGUUUGAGGGCUCAGAGGCGGUCGAGGUGGAGGGAGGCAGCAUGGAGAGCACCAUGGGCUCGUCCAUCAGCGCCUGCAAGAAGGUGCUGUGCAGUAACAGUGUGCUGGACUCGUCGGAGUACUGGCUGAGGAAUGAGAAGGCUCUGUGCAGACUGGGCCUGCUGGACGACGACACCGAGGGCAGCUGCACCAUGAUCUGUUUUGUAAAUCUGGACCCUCAGAAAACGGACUAUCGAGAUGACAAAAGCAUCAAGAAAUUGGCAUCAGUGUCUCCAGACCUGCCAAAGCUCGUCGAAUUGCUGAACGUCCACCAGCCGAAAGAAAAUGAGAUCCUACUGCUCGGUGGCCUAGAAGCCUCAGAUACUUGCCAAACCCACCCACUCUCCCCCUCUCAGGGCGGGCAGCAGCAGCAGAGAAGUACAGGUGUGUGCCUGGUUCAGUGUUCAGGGCAGAGACACUCCACCCAACCUGGCAACAUCAUCUUUGAGAUCAACAAGUUCCUGAUUGGUCUCCAGUGGGGGAAGGAGCGACAGCUUCAGCAGGGCCGAGCAGCCAGGCAGCGGCUUGAUGACGACACCAAUCGCUCCAUCUCGUCCAUAGAGGAAGACUUCCUGACUGCCUCAGAACACCUUGGGGAUGACAGCGAGGACGACGGUUUCAGAAAUGAACCAGAGAGUGGUGACCUGGCAGAGAGCUUGGCGGAGGUUGCACAGAAACACUGUGUCAGACUUGCCUGUCAGAGGGGACAGCUGGCCCAUCAUCAGAGCAGGGAGGAUGGUGAGGUGAAAAGGGAAGGGCAUCGGCGAGCAAGCCUCCAUACUAAGGAAUCAGCUGGUCACUAUGCCACAAAUCUGGCCGAGUCUGUACUGCAAGAUGCCUUCAUACGCCUCUCUCAAGACGAAACCUCUUUUGUCUCUGAGGCUGCUGUCAGUGUGUCCCUCUCUAGUCGUCCUUCCAGCGCUACUGGUCCUUCAAAGACCAAACAGCCUUCCCAACAGCGCACCUGCUCUUUUGAACUCCCCAAGAUUGUCAUUGUUCAAAGCCCAGACAGUUCUGAUGGGGCUGCAGAAUGGCCAGAGACCCAGGUGUCUCAUGUGCCUGACCAGGAUAUCACUGCCAAAGCCAGAGAGAUGCCAGAGAAUGGGACACAGGCUCACGUCCCCCACCACAAUGGUGGAUAUCCGUCCAAACACGUAGAGGUGGCUUUGGCCUGUGCAGCCAGUGUCAUUGGCACCAUUACCAACCCACAGCUGACAGAGCAGCUUGCCAUGGAUUCGGCCUCAGAGGAAGACACGGAGGAGGACCUGCAGGAACCAGAGGAGAGAAGCGACUACUCCUUCUCUUCAGCUAUAUGUGGCAUGGCUCAGGUAGCUGGUGCUGUAGCCGCUGUGGAGCUAACAGAGGAGUCAGGGGAGUGUGCCGAUUCUGACGCCGAUUCUGCUGAAGCCUACACAGCGUCCUGUGGUCUGAUGUCUGCUGCCGAAGCCUCUGCAGCCAUCACGCUGCACUGCAGUGUGGCAGAAGGUACCAGUGUUGAAGCAUUUCGUGCCAACAUUGCAGAGGUGCUACACAGGGAAGCAGCUGAGGUGCUGACUCAGCCGCAAGGCUACAGGAGUGUAGCCCACCUGCUGGAGGCAACGCAUAACAAGAUAGUAGAUGGCAUUACUUGUCCAAAAAAGUCCUACAUGGAUGAAAGAGAGGUGGAUGACCUAAUAAAUGAGGUGGCAGACAGCCUAUUCAAGCAUGCUUUAGAGAAAGCAAAAAAGAAAAAAGAACUGGAGGGUACUGGAAAAGAUACUCCAGGACUUCAAGUGUUUCUGCAGGACAGUGUUAACACUUUGCUGUUUGAUAUCCUUUGUCUGACACAAAAGAAAAUCAGUCACAUCUCUCAGUGUGACCAAGGGUCAUUUGAGACUCAAGAGGGUGAUACUUGUGCUAGGGAGCCUGCUACCACAAAGGAGAGCAAGGAUCCAUUAAGUCAGUUACAGUGCUUAGUCGGCCAUGGUCAGUCCACUAAUAGUGAGAGCCACAGCGGCAUACUACACUGCACUAAUAAGCUUACCAUGGCUCCUGGGCUGAAGGAGAAAUAUGCGCUUGAGGAAAGUGAUCUCAUUGCAUCUUCCUCCACAGCACACAGCAGAGAGCAACAGCAAAGACAAAGUCAGUCUAAAUCCACCUCUUUGCCUGCCAAAGACUACUCUGACCACCAGCAGAUCCAGCAGGGCAGUGGUGCCAUCAGAGAACCCUUGAGUGAAAUCCAAGUUCAUAGCACAGACAGGAGGGGGCGAUUAGUGACGGGCAGUGACAGCAGACAGGCCUCCCUCACACCCCAGUCCUCCCUAAACUCAUGCAGUUCUCUGCUUUCUUGGAGAAUGGAUUCAGAGUCCAGGACACCGAUUACUUGCUAUGCUGAUGAUUUGGCUGCUACAGUGGUAUCUAUGGCCACAGAAUUGGCAGCUAUCUGCCUGGAAAACAACACUGGGAAACAACCCUGGUUCUGUUCCCUAAAAGGGACGUCUGCUGAAGGGCCAGAAGCCUACUUGCUCCCUGCUUGCCGCACAGUCCUCAGGAGGAAAGAGGCUCAGGCCAGCAGUGCUGCCUCUAAGAAACACCGUGCCCCACGCCUCAGUGAGAUUAAGAGGAAAACUGAGGAGCAACCAGAGCUGAUGGAGCGGCUGGUGAACCGGGUGGUGGACGAAUCGGUAAACCUAGAUGAGCCGCAGGACCCAUUUGCCCUUUUUGCCUCUGAAGUCACGGCCAGGAUCAUGAACUGCCCUGAGCUUAAUGUGGUGGAUACCUCCAAAACAGGCCAACCACGAAGCAGGUUGCAGUGUGAGAGGUGGAGCCGUGGGAAAGCAUCUAGUUAUGAGAGCAUUCCAGAAGAAGAUCCAGACCCCUCAGGCACUCCCAACACAUUGGGCCUCGGCAGUCGGUUAGGUCAGAACUUGAGCCGUGGUAGCUCAAUCUCUAAGCAGUCCAGCUGUGAGAGCAUCACAGAUGAGUUCUCACGGUUCAUGGUAAACCAGAUGGAGACCGAGGGCAGGGGCUUUGACCUUCUGCUGGACUACUACGCAGGAAAAAAUGCCAGCAGCAUUCUGACUGCAGCUGUACAACAGGCUGCAUCAAAGAAGAAUGGUCACCUUAAUGUCAGGGCCUCAUCCUGCUUGUCCAAACAGUCUAGUACGGAGAGCAUCACAGAGGAGUUCUACAGGUUUAUGCUUCAGGACAUGGACAAGGAAAACAGAGAGUAUGGCAUCGCCAAGACUAAAGAGUGGAGCAACAGCCUGUUCCCCCCUUCUCCAAGAACACCCUUCUGUAUACGACAGUCCUCUGUCCCAGACCGGCGCUCCUCAGACUCUCGACUGACUGUCAACUCACCCAUUAAAGCCAACUCUUUUGACGGAUUUGCCCGCAAUGUGCAUGGAGACACGCUGAAUAUCUUCCCCACCAACUCAGUGUCAGCCACAGGACUGUGUAAGUCAGACUCCUGUCUCUAUCAAAGAGGCAAGACUGACCAAAUUACUGAUAUGCUGAUUCAUGAGACCUGGUCGAGCUCCAUUGAGUCUUUGAUGAGAAAGAACAAGAUCAUUGCCGAUCCAGAGGACAGUAUUGAGCUGGAGGCUGCAGGAGACUCCCAGCCCCAUGUGCAGCAGUUUGCCAAUCGCCUGGCAGCCGACAUUGUAGAUAUUGGCAAGUCUGCCUUGGGGGGCCAGCAAGAUGUAACUGGGGGUGCAUCUGGGUCGCUCCCACAGCCGCACAUGCCUGUUGGUGAAAGAAGGAGGGGGUUCAAGCAAUCACAUCUAAGCUGUAGUCGGAGUAGGUCGAGCCAGGAGCAAACUGGUAUUGGAGUAGGGUCCGGGACUAGUGACAGCAGUGCACCCUGCAUGAGGGCCCCCAGAGAUGUGCCACUGAUACACAUCGAGGGAGAUCAGAGAGAAGAAGAGACUCAUUUAAGGACAGGAGGAGGACCUCAGGAAACAACCCCAGAAAUGUCAGCUACCAAGCGUACAGAGAGAACUACAGCCAACUGCAGCAGGAACGGAACCAGCAGCGCAUCCAGCGUAGGCCUGGCAGACCUGGAUGCUUUUUCUGACAUGCCCACUCAGAGCACAGUAAUCAGUGAGGAGACAGAAAAAGAGCAUCAAGCAGGAACAAAGGAAAAUGUCUUCGAGAGCAGUUCGGCAAGGACGGCAGGCGGCAGUAGCAACCUCAGGGUGCUGUUGGUGGUCAACUGUGACCUUGAGCCUGAGUGUGUGGACUCAGAGCUGAGAGUGGCCCUGCAGUGGAUCGCUGCCUCUGAGCUGGGGCUUCCUGCGCUCUACUUCAGGAAGUCCAAAGAGAAGAGGAUUGCAAAGUUCCAGAGGGUGGUCCACCUGAUGUCUCAAAAGGCGUGGCGGAUUGCAGACUUGUUCAGCGCUGUGGUCCAGUUCUGUAAGCUUCAUGAGAAAGAGGAAGAGGAGGGCCGCUCUCUGUCCAGCCUGUUCGAUUGGCUGCUGGAGACCCUGUAGG